AUGUACGGAAGACGUCUUUUUCUAUGCUUGUUUCUGUUACCCUUUUCCUUCUGCUCCCCGGUCGAGAAUGCCGCCCGUGAGGAUGUUCUUGCCAAAGCGACAAAGAAUUACCAGGGAAUCAAUUGGGAUCUUGCAGCCAACGACUGCGGAGGAUCCAGGUUCAACACCCUGGUGGAAGCCACUCGGAUGGCCAUCCAGCUCACCGAACGCCCAAGCCAACCGGUGAGUACGCCGGGGUGGAACCGCUUCUUCCUCUCCGACAAGCAUAUCAAGAAAAGGGAAGGCUGGAUUGUAGGUGCUCCUUCCAAACCCAGUGUCCAUGCGCCUCCUGCUCAAGCAGCACCGUAA
Aspergillus fijiensis CBS 313.89 is the source of this 348-nucleotide messenger RNA. RefSeq lists its product as uncharacterized. The record is from RefSeq and is a predicted model, not a curated record. Lineage: Eukaryota; Fungi; Ascomycota; Eurotiomycetes; Eurotiales; Aspergillaceae. The transcript has a single exon. The coding region runs from base 1 to 348 and encodes 115 amino acids.